Mustela lutreola (European mink) is the source of this 7092-nucleotide messenger RNA. RefSeq names its product CD93 molecule (gene CD93). NCBI's taxonomy places the organism in Eukaryota, Metazoa, Chordata, Mammalia, Carnivora, Mustelidae. Gene Ontology annotation, molecular function: calcium ion binding. The transcript is spliced from 2 exons. The coding region runs from base 84 to 2324 and encodes 746 amino acids. The record is from RefSeq and is a predicted model, not a curated record.
GCAGCAGGCGUCCCUGAGCUGGAACCUCCUGCCCCCCCUCCCCCGACACUGCCGCAUUUCCCCAGCGACUAGCCAGAGACCCAAUGCAGCCGUCUGACCUCUUCUAUGAACAACAAAACCGUGAUGAAGGCAACAGGAGUCAGAAAACUAUUCACUGCAGGAAGCCCCAGUAUCCGGUAAGAAAUAAGAAGUACAACAGUACAGGAUGCGCCUUGGGUCAGGGGAAUGUGAAAAGCCCUCAGUCUUUGUGUUCUUCCCUGUGCCAGAGCGUCUGCGCCCAAGCCCUCAGUUCUCCUUGGAGCUCAGCUGCGCCUGCUGCUGUCACUGCAGGGCCACCAGCGUCCUGCCAAGAGGGACCCAGGGCCAUGAUGGCUACCUCCGCCAGGCUGCCACCGCUGCUGCUGCUGCUGCCACUGCUCCUGCUUCUGGGCCAGCCCCAGGCAGGGGCCCAGGCUCCCGGGGAAGCCGUGGUGUGUGCGGGGAAUGCCUGUUACACUGCCCACUGGGGCAAGCUGAGUGCAGCGGAGGCCCAGCUUCACUGCAGUAAGAACGGGGGCAACCUGGCCACGGUGAGGAGUGAGGAGGAGGCCCGGCACAUCCAGCGCGCCCUCACCCAGCUCCUGGAGUCGGAGGCGAUCCUGGCAGCUAGGAUCGGCAAGUUCUGGAUAGGGCUCCAGCGUGAGAAAGGCAAGUGCUUAGACCCCAGCCUGCCGCUUAAAGGCUUCAGCUGGCUCGGUGGCGGGGAGGACACGUCUUACACCAACUGGAACAAGGAGGUCAGGAGCUCUUGCAUUUCCAAGCGCUGUGUGUCCCUGCUGCUGCAACUGUCCCAGCCAUCUCAUGCCAGUCAUCUCUCCAAGUGGUCCGAGGGCCCCUGCGGGAGCCCGAACUCUCCAGGAAGCAGCGUCGAGGGCUUCGUGUGCAAGUUCAGUUUCAAAGGCAUGUGCCAGCCUCUGGCUCUGGGGGGUCCAGGCCGGGUGGACUACACGACCCCAUUCAAGGCCACCAGCUCUUCCCUGGAGGCUGUGCCCUUUGGCUCCGCAGCUACCGUGGUCUGCGGGGCCGGGGAACACGGUCAGGAGGAUUACUUCGUGUGCAGGGAGAAGGCCCCUGAUGUGUUUGACUGGGGCAGCUCGGGCCCCCUCUGCAUCAGCACCCAGUAUGGCUGCAGCUUCAACAACGGGGGCUGCCAGCAGGACUGCUUCGAGGGGGGCGACGGCUCCUUCCGCUGCGGCUGCCGGCCGGGCUUCCGGCUGCUCGACGACCUGGUGACCUGUACCUCCCGGAACCCUUGCAGCUCCAACCCAUGCAGAGGCUCAGCCACCUGUGUGCCGGCAUCCCAAGGGGAGAACUACACCUGCCGCUGCCCCCUAGGCUACCAGCUGGAUUCAAGUCAGCGGGACUGCGUGGACCUGGACGAGUGCCAGGACUCACCCUGCCCUCAGGAGUGUGUCAAUGCCCCUGGGAGCUUCCGCUGUGAGUGCUGGGUGGGCUAUGAGCCCAGUGAGUCAGGAUGUCAGGAUGUGGACGAGUGUGCCACCGGCCACACGCCCUGCGCCCAGCACUGCACCAACACAGACGGCUCCUUCUACUGCUCCUGCGAGAAGGGUUAUGUUCUGUCUGGGGAGGAUGGCACCCAGUGCCAGGACGUGGAUGAGUGUGCGGACACGGAGAAUGGCCUCUGUGACAGCUUGUGCCUCAACACGCAGGGAUCUUUCCGCUGCGGCUGCCUGCCAGGCUGGGAGCUGGGCCCUGAUGGGGUCUCCUGCAUGCUGGGACCCACCUCCCUGGCACCAAUGCCUGGGCCUCCCCAGGGAGAGGAUGCAGGAGAUAGAGAGGGGAGAGUUGUGUAUUCUCCCACAAUGUCCGGGCCCAUCGGGGGCCCUGAGGGCACUUCCAAGGAGGCACCCACCACAAAGGGACCCUCCCUUCCACGCAACACCUUUGUCACCCCAACUGCACCUGACGUGCCGGCUCCCAGUAGGCCCCCUGCUGUCUGGAUGGAGCCCAGCACCCAUCACCCCAUGGCCACCACUGGCCUUGGGGAGAAUACAAAUGAGGAUUUCAUGGCAGAACAAAGCGAAGAGGGCACGGACGGACAAAAGCUGCUGCUGUUCUACAUACUGGGCACGGUGGUGGCCAUCCUACUCUUACUGGCUCUGGCUCUAGGGCUACUGGUCUAUCGCAAGCGGAGAGCAAAGAGGGAGGAGGAGAAGGAGAAAAAGCCCCAGAAUGCAGCUGACAGCUACUCCUGGGCUCCAGAGCGAGCUGAGAGCAGGGCUUUGGAGAAUCAGUACAGUCCGACGCCAAGGACAGACUGCUGAAGGUGAGAUGGCCCCAGAGACACUGACAAUCAGCCACCACCAUCCUCUGACCUUUACACACCCCGUCAGAAGUGGGGGACCCACAUCCUUCCAAAAGACUGGACUGGAAUCUUAGCAAACGGUUGUAAACAUUCUUAAAAGCCUGACCGCUUGGAAUAUACAGGUAUUUUCUACAUGUGUGUGGUGUUCCCAAAGUGGGACCACUGGGUUAGGAUGUCAUUUUGGGAAUUUUGUGAAUAUUAACAAUUCUUACUCACUUAUCUUGUCAAAUUCAAAUGUGACUGAUGGCAUGGCUCCCACUGAUUCUGGAUCAGGGGUUUACAAGUCAGGUGCUAAUGGGGCUCCUUUGGAACUGCUUUUCUGCUCAUUGGAAUCAUCUAAGAAGGAAAGGUGGUCUGCUAAUGCUAAUUAGGAUUGGAAUGAUUUGUUCUUCUUGGUAGAACAGAAACUAAAUCGAUUGUUUAAUUACAUAGUACAUAAGAAGUAUUUUUUUGUUUUUGUUUUUGUUUUGUUUUGUUUUUGUCAAAAGGAACAUAUUCAGAACUGGAAACAUUUCUUUACAGUUGAGUUCAUGCAUUUUCCUAUCACAAGCCCUGCGGAGUUUUAUAGUUGGAGUCCCACAGAAUGACCAGAGUACACUGAUCUGCUUAGGUAGCAAGAACGCUGAGGGUUUUGAAAUUGUAUUUCCUAGUUCUUAGUGUCUCUAAUAGUCUUGGGUUUAUUUGCAAGUGAAGUCUGGAAAGUGUGCGAGGAGUAUGAAAUGUUUUCGAGAGCAAGUACUCCGAAGCGCCUGAGAGAGAAGCCUGGGUUUGUUUCACAAGUACUUGAAUCAAUCCAUCUAAAUGCACUUGUGCUAACACACACUUACCGUUGAUGAAGUGACUACGCACAAGGGGAAAAGCUGGAGACGUCUUGUCUCUGGGCGAGUGUAGCCCCGAGACACCUCCCAGGCCACCUGCCUUCCCUGAAUGCUGCUCUGGAUUUAAAUGCUUUGAUCAUAGAUGGAUGAAACCCUGAGAAGCCUCUCAUUCUGAUUACUAAGACUGUGUGAGGGGGAUGAGAUGCUGAGCUUUGAAUGGUGGCAUCUUAAGGCAUUUUAACAUAGCUCACAGCUGGUAUUGCUUCUUGAGAACAUGAUCCUGACUUGUGGCUGUAGUUUGCAUGUCAGGGACUGGGCAGGCAGGACACUGUCUUCUUUCUGCUUGAAGAAAGUCUGACACAUUUUUCUCUAUUUCUUAAAAAAGCAGGGGAGAUGGGAGGGAUAGAGGAAAAGAGAAUAGCUCAAAAUUUGCAACCACAGAAACCACUCAAACCAGUUUUAAUUUAUUUUUAAAUGCUUGCUUGCAAAGAUUUCCCUUCCCAGUGUAGUGGUGGAGAGUAAUUCCUCCCCACGCAGCUUUGCCUGGGUCACUGGAAAGCUCCUCAGGGAUUCACCAGUGGUCAGAGCUCUUAAAACCUGCCUGAUUAGCACUGGGAGACCUCAGGUGGCCUGCAGGCUUGUUGCUGUUGCCUUGUAGAGCAGAACGGGACUGUGUUUCCUUUUAGGGAUUUCAAAAUCUGUCUCUAAGAACCAGGGUGCUCUAUUGUUUCUAUUUUUGCCUUAAAAACACAUCUGUCCCAGAGGCGGACACCUGGGGCAGGAAGAGCUGCCAGGUGCAUGACCCUCAGAAUUGAGAAAAUAUCCUUUAGCUAAUUUUGAAAUGUAGGUGCUAUAUUUCAGGAUUUUUGUUUUCUUUUGUUUUGUUGUUGUUUUGAGAAAAUGGAUAAGUAAAGGAGUAGGUGUAAGGAAAGAUGAAGCUUUUGGAGGACUUAACAAGGUAUUUGGAACUUGUGCUUUUUAAAGACAUCUAGUAUUAUUUAGAUUUCAGUUGAAAUAUUCAUGUUUAACACCCAAGGAGACCAAGGUUGUAAUCCACUGAGCGCAGGACCCUGUUUGGGAACAAAUUAUGCCACUAUUCAGAUGAUUUUAAAGAGUUAGCUGGAUGUGUUACUGACAAUAUCUGCACUUACGUGAAAUAAAUGCAAAUUCAACAACUUUACCUCCAGGCUUUUACAAUUUUACCUUAUCACUAGAAGGAAGGAGGCAUUCCUAUUCUAGGCUUCUCCUAAGCCCCUUCUGGACCUGUGGGAAAUUACUGGCUGAGGUCCCCAACUGCCCCCUCUCGUUUUUAGAGUUGGAUUUCUUCUCCGGUGCAGCCCCAAUUCUGCUUUCCAGGUUCAAAUCCCUCUAUGGGUAAGAAAAUCUAUUCCCGACAACAUGGAGACCACAGAUCCCCACCGUGAAACACGCAAGGGAGGAAAUGGGCUGGUAAAUAAUUUCUCAAUAUCCUCUCCAGCAGAAUCUGCCCCUUCCUCCGUAGAUGUGCCCUGCCUUGUCUCCUGGCCACUCCUACCAGUGGCUAAGAUCUUGGAACUAGAUGGGCUUAGGCAGUGAAUCUGACGAAAACCGAUGGCCUCAAACAAAUGCUCUUGUCCUAUUUGAUACCUCUGUCAUUUUGUCUGAGGGCUGUGAAUCCCUGCUUGGGGAGGUGGGGGCCCACAGCAGUGGAUAAACAAAUGCCCACUGUCCAUGUGGCCAUUAACUUACUGGUCAUUGGCUAACAGUCUUUUUAUCCAGAAGCUCCCAGGUGCCUGGGCCAUGACGAAAAAUAAGAAAUGGAAAGGAUGGAGCAUGGGAAAGUUAGGUUAUGUCAGGUGCAGACUCCUCCGACUGUGUCCCCAGGCUGGGCAGGAGCACGGUUCUGUCCCUGAGCUGUUGAGCAGCAGAAAGGCCAGGGCACUGGGAAAAGGGAGAUGGCUUUACUUGGCAACAAGCUCAAAGAUAGUGGAGACUUUUGUCCAAAUAGAAUUCCCCAUACUUCAAUAAUUCUAGGAUGCUCUUGGAGAAACUAUAUUCAGAACAAACCCACCCCUUCCCCUCACUCUGUCUCCCAAGGCAGAUCAUUUAAGGGAGGAGGUCCCCUAAACAUGCAGGCCACUAGGUUCCUUCCUGAAUUUCAGGGAUGCUCCCUCCUCUUUUUUCUUUUUUUUUCCCUUGUGCACAUGUGGUACAGGAUAAGCUCCAUCUGAGGACUAUAUAAAGCAAAGGUGGGAAAACUAUCUGAAAAAGCGUUGGGAGGGCGCCUGGGUGGCUCAGUGGGUUAAGCCACUGCCUUCGGCUCAGGUCAUGAUCUCAGGGUCCUGGGAUCAGGAGUCCCGCAUCAGGCUCUCUGCUCAGCAGGGAGCCUGCUUCCUCCUCUCUCUCUCUCUGCCUGCCUCUCUGCCUACUUGUGAUCUCUCUCUGUCAAAUAAAUAAAUAAAAUCUUAAAAAAAAAAAAAAGCCUUAGGAAAUGGUGGACCUGGUGGGGUCUUUUGUAGGGGGCACCCACCGCUGCUCAGCAUUGUGACCUCGAGGCUGGUGUCCCUUUGGUUCAUCCACAUGCCUGAUUAUCACAACCUUGACAUCUGGCACUGCAUAGCCCCACGGUGUUUUCCCGGCAGCAUAAAGUGGGUGACUCAAGAGGCUUCUGUCUUAAGGACAGGAGGGGUGCAGGCUAACAUCUUCCCUGUGAUUAGGCAAAAAGGUAGAAUAAAAAGUUAAACACGUAUGCGGGUGUGUUUAUGUAGAUGGUACAGGAAAAACUAAGUUGGAAAUAAACCUUCUCCCUGAAACACACACGUGCUUGUUGCUAUUCUUACAUGCCACUCAGGAGCCCCAGUCUGAAUACAUCCUGAUAGGACCUGGGGUUUUAUCGCCAAACAACUUUUGGAGAAUAUGGAUGUGAUCAUUAGCUCAUUUUAUUUCAACCCUAUUUCCCACAGAUAUUUUUAUGAAAACUAAGAGAACAGAGGUGAGAUUUGACCCCCCCAAAAAUACUACAUUCAAAAUAAUGCAGUUUUUAAAAGCAAAUAUAGGGCAGCCUUUUCCUAUUAUUUUUCUCCUUACCUUCUCCAUUGUCUGAAUCAGGAAAACAGGAAAGCAUGGCUUUCUAGCAGCUGCAAAAUGGUGUAAUGUCCCCUCCAUAUUUCCAUCACCUUAAACAAUAGAUUUAGCAUAGGAAUCUGAGAUAUGAUCCCUAAAAACAUCUGUUUCUGUCUGGCUGCAAAAGCUACCGCUUAUGUCUGUAGGGUUUGUGGCGGUUGUCAACCAAAAAAAAAAAAGGCUGAUAAUCAAAAUUCUCCAUGUGUUCUGUAAUCAAAUACCAUAUUCCGUUCCAGAUUCCCGAAACUAAUACUUGCUGAAGUGCUUUAAAAAUAAAAUAAAAUAAAAUAAAAUAAAAUAACAUAAAAAGAAUUGUGUUUUGAUCAUGCCCAUCUAUUUUAGGAAGAAACUGUAAAUUCUUUCUUACAUUGUUGUUCCUCUUAUCUGCAAGGGGGCAAGCAUUUCCUUUCUACAGAUUUUGCCCUCUGUUCUUCUGGGCUGGGUUCUUUACAUGCAUAUUUGGCUGAAGCUUGAAUUACGUCGUUCACAAGGCCUUGUUCUGUGAUACUUGAUGUGAUCGCAAAUGUCAGUCAUCGCUGCACAAACGCUAGAUGAGAUGUUUGUAUUUUUAAAUCUGUGUAUUCGAAAUGCGGUGCACUAAUUCUGUCACUGUGGGAUUUCUUCUGUGGGGCUUCUUUCUGUCCUGGGUGCGACUGUUUCCCAGGGUGGGGAGGACAGGUUUGGCCGCUGCGUCGGUCUUAGAACUCUGAGAAACCAGGGGCAUCUCGGGUCUGCCUCAAUGAGUAGCCUGCUUGUUGUCCUUUGUGUUUUAUGUCACAUGCAUAACCUAAUAAACUCUGGAAUGCA